Messenger RNA from Spinacia oleracea (spinach), 2541 nucleotides. RefSeq lists its product as uncharacterized. The transcript is spliced from 11 exons. Gene Ontology annotation, molecular function: 3-demethoxyubiquinol 3-hydroxylase activity; FAD binding. The record is from RefSeq and is a predicted model, not a curated record. Bases 204 to 2312 code for a protein of 702 amino acids. Gene Ontology annotation, cellular component: mitochondrion. NCBI's taxonomy places the organism in Eukaryota, Viridiplantae, Streptophyta, Magnoliopsida, Caryophyllales, Amaranthaceae. Gene Ontology annotation, biological process: ubiquinone biosynthetic process.
CGAGUUACCCGAUCGCCACCCCAAAAACCCGAUUGCCCAGCAUUCAAAUCACAUUCUUACAACAACAAAUAUUGAACGUGGACGUCUUUGCUUCCACGGUUGUUACCUACACAGUUACACUACAAAACCAACCAACUAAUUACAAAUUUCACUUCCCUUAAUUCUGUUAUUAACAAUCUGGGUUCAUCAACAAAUUACCAAAAAUGAGGGUUCUUCACUUGAUCAAACAAAAUCUCAAACCUGUUCUUCACAUUCCAAGAAUCAAUACUGAACCAAAAAUGGUAGAAUUUGGUCUGAUUUUUCAACAGAAAAGAGGGUUUUCAGCAUUACCCAGGAAAUUUAAGGAGGAUGACUCCAUUUUGCCGGUUUUGAUCGUGGGUGCUGGUCCUGUUGGUUUAACUCUCUCUAUUCUUCUCACCAAAUUAGGUGUCAGGUGUGCAGUCUUAGAGAAGAGCAUGUCCUUUUCUACACAUCCUCAAGCUCACUUCAUCAACAACAGGUCCAUGGAGGUCUUUCGCAAACUAGAUUGUCUAGCUGAGGAGAUCCAGCAGUUUCAACCACCCGUAGAUUUGUGGAGAAAAUUCAUUUACUGCACAUCAUUAUCUGGCUCCAUCCUAGGCUCAGUUGAUCAUAUGCAACCUCAAGAUUUUGAGCAAGUUGUCAGCCCAGUGAACGUUGCUCAUUUUUCUCAAUACAAGCUAAUCAGGUUAUUGCUGAAGAAACUAGAAAAUCUUGACUUCAAAAUUCAUGAAGGUGAAAGAGCUGUAAAAGAGAUGGAGAUUUUGAUGGGCCACGAAUGCUUGUCCUUUGCUGUGACUGAUAAUUGUAUUAAUGUUACUUCUUCUUUUCACAAGGAUGGACAAACAUUGAAGAGGAAUAUCCAGUGUGGUUUUCUUGUUGGCACAGAUGGUGCAGGAAGUAUAGUGAGGAGACUUGCUGGAAUAGAGAUGCAAGGUGAUAGAAACUUGCAAAAGUUGGUGAGUGUGCAUUUUACAAGCCAAGACCUGGGAAAAUAUCUACUCAAGGAAAGACCAGGCAUGCUGUUUUUUAUAUUCAAUACUGAAGCAAUCGGAGUUCUUGUUGCUCAUGAUCUUCAGCAAGGGGAAUUUGUUUUGCAGGUACCUUAUUAUCCUCCACAGCAGAAUCUUGAAGACUUCAGUCCCAAGAUGUGUGAGGAUUUGAUUUUUAAAUUGGUUGGUCAUGAGCUUGAAGAUAUAGCUGUACUCGAUAUUAAGCCUUGGGUAAUGCAUGCUGAAGUUGCUGAGAAGUUUUUGUCCUUUGAAAACCAAGUUUUUCUAGCUGGUGAUGCCGCUCAUCGUUUUCCUCCAGCCGGUGGAUUUGGCAUGAAUACUGGGAUUCAGGAUGCUCAAAAUCUUGCUUGGAAGCUGGCUGCAGUUGUCAACGGUAUUGCUCCAACCACACUUCUCAGCACAUAUGAAACAGAACGGAGGCCGAUUGCCAUAUUUAACACUGCACUCAGUGUUCAGAACUUCAGAGCAGCCAUGGAAGUCCCUGCUGCCCUUGGACUUGACCCUACAGUUGCAAAUUCAGUUCAUCGAGUAAUUAACGAGGGUCUUGGCUCGAUUCUACCAUCCAGAGUUCAGAGAGUAAUUUUGGAUGGGCUAUUCAGUUUAGGCCGAGCACAGGUUUCACAAGCCUUUCUGAAUGAGAAAAACCCAGUUGGCUUGUCAAGGCUUGCCAAAUUGAAGCGUAUUUUUGAAGAAGGAAAGAGCCUUCAACUCCAAUUCCCUGCUGAGGAUCUUGGUUACAGGUACAAGGAGGGAGCUCUUGUAUUGGACAAACAUGUCAUACAUGAUGCUGAUGAUGUCCCCACUGGUCGUCGAAGGGAUUAUGUUCCAUCAUCAGAGCCAGGUUUUAGGCUUCCCCAUAUGGAAGUCAGAUCAUUAUCAAGUGUGUCUGCCAAGGAUACCUUUUCAACGUUGGACCUUGUAUCGGGAGAUAAACUCGAAUUUAUCCUCAUAAUAGCACCAGUGGAGUCAUCCUACAAUCUUGCUCAUGCAACACUGAAGGUGGCCGAGAAAUCCAAAGUUCCUGUCAAGGUAUACGUGAUAUGGCCACACAACCGUGCAAACAAUGCUGCACCGUGCACCGUUGGGAAUUACACGAACAUUAUAGAGGUGAAAAGGUCGCCAAAUUCGGCAUCGUGGUGGGAUUUGUGUGGGAUGAAUGAUAGAGGAGCCAUUCUUGUUAGGCCAGAUGAGCAUAUUGCUUGGCGCGCAAGGUCAGAGGUUCGAUACCCUAGUUAUGAAAUGGACAAGGUUUUUUCGGUUGUUUUAGGAAAAGCUUCAUAGGAAGUCCUGGAAAUAUUUUGUUGCACAGGAAGAUUUUAGGGAUACUAUUACAGGAGAUACAUUGUUGAGAUUAUGAAAGUUGGUACAAAAUACAGUACAUAAUACUUUAUAGUAUAGUAUUCCGUACAUUUAUACUCCAUAGUGUAGUAUUUCUCAACAUUGUAGCCAUAGACACAAGUACACAACUCAGUUUCAAGAUAAUUUCAUGUUUUCUCAUUUAUACCUUUCA